Hippocampus zosterae (dwarf seahorse) is the source of this 1548-nucleotide messenger RNA. It is a transcript of the gene card19, whose product is annotated as caspase recruitment domain family, member 19. Gene Ontology annotation, cellular component: mitochondrion. The record is from RefSeq and is a predicted model, not a curated record. Bases 69 to 611 code for a protein of 180 amino acids. The transcript is spliced from 6 exons. Lineage: Eukaryota; Metazoa; Chordata; Actinopteri; Syngnathiformes; Syngnathidae.
UCCGGUGGCGGGGCGGAAGUUAUGACGUUGAGGAGGCGUGUUUUGAGAAAGGACAGAGGGACUCCACUAUGGGAGACAGUUUCCAUGACCAGCUGGCAGAGGAUGGGGCUUUCCUCAGAGCAGAGAGGAGAUUGGACACAGAACUGGUGGACAAAAUCAUCCUGCAGCUCAACAGAAUCUACCCGCAAAUACUCACAGACAAGGAGGCCACCAAGUUCCGCAACUUGGAUGUGCCCACAUGUGUCCUCCUAGGAGAGCUCCUGACACACCUGCAGGCAAAAGGAGAGGAAGCAUGUAGGGAAUUUUACAGGGCUCUUCACCUGCAUGUAGAGGAUGUCUAUUACAGUUUGCCAACACGGCUCCGCCUCCGAGAUUCUGUUGAUCCUCUCACACUUCCAAGUGCCUACAAAGAGCGACACGUCAUGAACGACAAUGGUCCCCUCUUCUUUAUAGGCUGCUUCAGUGUUGCAGUUGGAAUGGCAUUGGUCUAUUACUUUGGUGAAGCCAAACUGACUGGAGGAAGCGGGGCUCUUGGGAUGGCGGCAUUAGGUUUGAAAAGAAAAGCCCGCGAGGUCCUUGUGUGGUACACCGAAGAAAGCUUCAUGAAGUAAGGAUCGACUGACCAUCAGUGGCCAAGGGCUUCAGCAAAUCUUUAUUUGUACCAAAGCACAGCACCAUACAUUGCCUUUCAAGUGAUAAGAUUAUUAUUUUUUUGAUAUAUUUGUAUUUAUUACUUUGGAGGGGUCCAAAAUAUGAAUGAUGAGGAACAAUUGGGUCUACAACAAUAGGCUUAUACUUGGUUGAUCGCUAUUUAGUUUGAGGUAAAUCAAUCAUUAAAAUGAAGAGGGAAGAGUUCAAUACUAUUCAGCAUCUUUUUACUUUCUAAAACCUUUACAAUUUCAAAGAUUAUAAAUGCAGUCUCCAUUUUUAAUGGCCGCAGCUGAUACACUUAGUUGGUAGUUUGUCGCCCUCGUGUGGUGUAAUGAUAAAGACAACAAGAACAAAGUGAAUUUAUUCAGCGAGGUAAAACGCAAUUUGCUGAGAUAAAUAUGCCAAUUUUUCAGUGCCUGGUCGUGUAAUCAGAUGAAACAAAGUCAUGUCGAUUGGUUUCGUUCUGUCUGGAAAAAAGCUACGUUAUACUGUAAGCCAAUGCGCAUGAAGUCACAUGACUGCCCUAGCCAAUACCGUCCAUGUUUUGUGCGAAGUGCAUUAUGGGUUUCACAUAUUUAAAAAACAAACAAACAAAACGAAGCAAUGCCAAAAUAAAUUUUGAAUGGAAACACACUAACCUUGUAGAAAAUAACGAAAUAAAAGCUGAAAUACUUAUUUUGUAGUAACAUUCUAUAAGGAUUGUUGGCACCUUAAGUGAAGUAGGACGGUUUCGUUAUCACUAUAAGACGCCAUUUUGUUGACGGUGGUGGUUGUGUUGUAUGAAAGGAGAGAAGGUUAGCACUCCCCUUGACAAGGAUGGAAAUGGCCCCUGUGGCCUGCAACACAUAUACGGUUAAGGCAUUGCCACCUACUUCGUGGCAUCUCUAACCGAGUUUU